Messenger RNA from Ochotona princeps (American pika), 645 nucleotides. RefSeq names its product keratin-associated protein 26-1-like. Lineage: Eukaryota; Metazoa; Chordata; Mammalia; Lagomorpha; Ochotonidae. Gene Ontology annotation, cellular component: keratin filament. The transcript has a single exon. Gene Ontology annotation, molecular function: structural molecule activity. The record is from RefSeq and is a predicted model, not a curated record. Bases 1 to 645 code for a protein of 214 amino acids.
AUGGCUUGCCAGAACUACUGCUCUGCAAACUGUGGUUCAGGGUCCCACAGGAACACCUGCCACAUCCCUGCCUCACCAUCUGUGACCCUCUGCUCUACCAAUGGGAGCUGUGGAGAUGUCUUCUACUUACCCAGCAGUGGUCAAGACCAGGCCUGGCUCUCUGACAACUGCCAAGAGACCUGCAUGGAAUCAACCAGCUGCCAGCCACUCAACUGUGUGCCCAGCAACUGUGCAACCUCUGGGGGCUCUUCCACCGUGUACUAUGUGCCCAGACCUAGCCAAGGCACCAGUUUGGUUCCUGUAUCUUCCAUCAUCUCCAGCUCCUGCCUGCCAGUCUCCUGUAAGCCUCUGAGUUAUGUGCCCAGCAGCUGCCGUCCACAGAGCUCUCUGCUUACCAAUUGCCAGCCCAUAAGCUGUGGGCCCACUGUCUACCGCCCAGUGACCUUUCUGCCCACCAGCAGCCGACCUCAGGGCAUCCUCACUUUUGGAUGCCAGCCAGGAGGUUCUGUGACCUGUGGUCCUCAAGUGGUGCAUGUGGUAUCCAGUAGCCCAAGGCCUCCACAGCCUCCAUCCGGCGGUUGCCAACCUGUGACCCAUGUGUGUGGCACUUUCCGUCCAUCUUGCUCUGCUCAGGGAUGCCAGUAG